Girardinichthys multiradiatus is the source of this 984-nucleotide messenger RNA. Its product is annotated as C-C motif chemokine 20-like. Gene Ontology annotation, molecular function: chemokine activity; CCR chemokine receptor binding. The transcript has 4 exons. Lineage: Eukaryota; Metazoa; Chordata; Actinopteri; Cyprinodontiformes; Goodeidae. The record is from RefSeq and is a predicted model, not a curated record. Bases 71 to 337 code for a protein of 88 amino acids. Gene Ontology annotation, cellular component: extracellular region. Gene Ontology annotation, biological process: G protein-coupled receptor signaling pathway; chemokine-mediated signaling pathway; monocyte chemotaxis.
CAGAGGCAGUUCUUAUCUCUCCAUCCCAUCUGACAAUCCACUCCAGCUCUCUUAUUUACCCCUGAGAAGGAUGGCAAAACUCGCUGUGUGCGUCUCUGCGCUGCUGCUGCUGCUCGUAGUGCUCAGUGAAACCAGUCCCCCGGCACCUUGCUGCACAAGAAAUUAUAAAAAACCAAUAAAAAUAGAGAAUCUGAAAAACUUCACAAUUCAAACCGACACAGACAUGUGCAACAUCAAUUCAAUAAUUUUCUUCACUCAGAAAAACAAACUUAUCUGUGCCGAUCCUGAGAUGCCUUGGGUCAUCAGGGCCAUGGAUCAUCUGAAAAAACAGCACUGAGCAGGAUCUGCAGAAGUUCUUCUGAGGAUUUCAGCUUUAGCAUAUUACUAUAACUAAUAAGAGUAUUUUUUUUUAAACUAAUUAAAUAUUUGUUUUUUUUGUACUCAUUUAUAUUCAAUAAAUCUAAUAUUUUGCCAAAUGUUUCUGCCUAUUGAUGUCCUGUUUUUUUAGGCACAGUAUAUCUUUGUAGACAACUUUAAUAUUGAAGCAAAUUCAAUAUGUGGACCACUUCCUUCAGGUUCCUAGGAAACACUAUUUCUUGAAACCUGAGAUGGUCCUCGCACACAGACAAUAUUUGGAAGAAGGCCCAGCAGAGACUGUACUUCCUGAGCCAACUCAAGAAGUACAACCUUCUUGUACAACCACCAACCAGGAGCUUGUGGUCAUCUUCUACACUGCCAUCAUACAGUCUGUCUUGUCUUCGUCCAUCUCAGUGUGGAUUGGCUCAUCCACAAAACAGGACAGGUCUAGACUGCAAUGAACAAUCAGGUCUGCAGAGAAAAUCAUUAGGGCUGACUUUCCCUCUAUUUAGGCCUAUAAAGGUCUUGGGUCAGGAAAGCUAAAAUCUCUGCAGACCCCACACAUCCUGCACACAAACUGUUUACAUUGUUACCUUCAGGUCGGCGCUAUGGAACACUUUCUGCUAA